AUGCGAUCUAAGAUUUCAAUCCCCAUCAUCUCUGAAAAUUAUGCUUCAAGCAAAUGGUGCCUCCGCGAGCUAGUACACAUCAUGGACUGCCAGAAGAGCAUGUCACACACAGUGUUGCCCAUUUUCUACAAAGUGUUCCCAUCAGAUGUGCGGUAUCUAAAUGGAAAUUUUGGGGAGGCCUUCCAUUUGCGUAAGAAGCGUUUUGAUAAGAAGGACAUUCAGGAAGGUCAACGAGCCCUUACAGAAGUGAGUUACUUGAAUGGAUGGGAAUCUGAGAAAUUUGCCAAUGGGCAUGAAGGAGAAUUAGUGGAAGAAGUUGUCAAAACUAUUCUGAGCAAGUUGAGACAUGAUUUUCAGCUUGAUAUUCCGGACCACUUAGUUGGAGUUGACGAUCAUGUCAACAAAAUUAGGAAUUGGGUAGACAUUCCUACCAAGCAUGCUCGAAUGAUAGGAAUAUGUGGCAUGGGCGGGAUCGGUAAAACGACUCUCGCAAAGGUCAUCUACAACCAGUUGUCAAAUAAAUUCAAGCAUUGUAGCUUCCUUCCAGAUAUACGAGAAACAACUCACAACAAAGGCAUUCUUGAAAUACAAAAUCUACUAAUUAGGGAAAUACUACCAAUGAACGUGGAGUAUGUAAAGUUGAUGAUGGAAUUAGUUUGA
Eucalyptus grandis is the source of this 660-nucleotide messenger RNA. Its product is annotated as disease resistance protein RPV1-like. The record is from RefSeq and is a predicted model, not a curated record. Gene Ontology annotation, molecular function: ADP binding. Gene Ontology annotation, biological process: defense response; signal transduction. The coding region runs from base 1 to 660 and encodes 219 amino acids. The transcript has 2 exons. Lineage: Eukaryota; Viridiplantae; Streptophyta; Magnoliopsida; Myrtales; Myrtaceae.